Didymella exigua CBS 183.55 is the source of this 615-nucleotide messenger RNA. RefSeq lists its product as uncharacterized. NCBI's taxonomy places the organism in Eukaryota, Fungi, Ascomycota, Dothideomycetes, Pleosporales, Didymellaceae. The record is from RefSeq and is a predicted model, not a curated record. Bases 1 to 615 code for a protein of 204 amino acids. The transcript has a single exon.
AUGCACCAGAUGCACGUGGCUCUUGAGCUCAAAGAUCAGGAACUUCAGGGCCUCAAAACAGCACUAGAGAGUAAGAAGAAGCGUCAAAAGAAGAAGAAAGUAUUGCCACUGUCACCGCGGGACCCUAAUGUACAAGGGGGGGCCAUAUUCUGGGAUCCUUCAUCCGUUGCACGUGCCAAGACCCGUAUGAAGGAUAUAGAGAAGCAGGCAAUCGCAGAUGACGCUGCAAAGGCUGAUCGGAAGCAAGUACAGCACAACAACAAGAUCCUGAAAGAGAAGGAUAAGGUUAAGAGGCAAGAAAAGGCAGCGUUGAGGCGUGAGAAGGCAGCUCAAAAGAGGGCGGAGAAGGCUCAGGGGAUCGCCGAACGCGCAGCUGAAAGAGAGCGCGUCAAAACACUCAAGAACGCAGAAAAAGUAUCCCAAUUGCCUAAACAGACUAAUCCCAAGGCCUCAGCAAAGCCACGGUCAAAAUCAACAAAGCGUGGUGGUGGUGCAGCAAAGGGCAGUUCACAGGAGUCUCAUGAGCCCAGCUCAGCACCCCCGGGCUUUAGGACUCGUGGUGGCCGCGUCACAAAGCCCACAAAAAAACUGAAUACGCCAAAAGUCUCGCAGUAG